ACCGCAACGCACUGACAAGUGACUGUGGGGGAACCUUCGACACACAGCGUUAUCCGGGGAAGUUCAUUGUCAUUGCACCAGUGUCAGGAAGUGUGCAUGUUUUGAAAGAUGGCGGAUGUUCCUAGUGAUGCGCCAGAACACUGUCCGGGCACAAGCAGUGACCAGGCUGGUAAAUCAUCAGCCUGUCAAGGAUGCCCAAACCAAAACAUAUGUGCGUCUGGUGCUGCCAAAGCUCCUGAUCCAGCCAUAGAAGAAAUUAAGCAGAAAAUGAUGUCUGUAAAACACAAGAUUCUGGUUUUGUCUGGAAAAGGGGGUGUUGGGAAGAGCACGUUCAGCGCACAUUUGUCUCAUGCAUUAGCUAGUGAUGACUCCAAAGAGGUUGCCCUGCUAGAUGUGGACAUCUGUGGGCCAUCUAUACCAAAAAUAAUGGGGUUAGAGGGGGAGCAGGUUCAUCAGAGCGGCUCAGGCUGGUCCCCAGUGUAUGUUGAGGACAACUUGGCCGUCAUGUCCAUCGGCUUCCUGCUCAGUAGUCCAGAUGAUGCCGUUAUCUGGAGAGGCCCCAAAAAGAAUGGCAUGAUAAAACAGUUUCUGAGAGAUGUGGACUGGGGAGAAGUGGACUAUCUGAUCGUAGACACACCUCCAGGAACAUCUGAUGAGCAUUUGUCCAUAGUGCAGUAUCUCAGCGGCGCUGGGAUCGAUGGAGCCGUCAUCAUCACCACCCCGCAGGAAGUCUCUCUGCAGGAUGUGAGAAAAGAGAUCCGAUUCUGCAAAAAGGUCAAAUUGCCCAUUAUAGGUGUGAUUGAAAACAUGAGUGGCUUUGUUUGUCCUAAAUGCAAGAACACAUCACAGAUAUUUCCUCCAACCACAGGAGGAGCACAGAGAAUGUGUGAAGAACUAAACCUCCCUCUUUUGGGCAGAGUACCCCUGGAUCCACGGAUAGGGAAAAGCUGUGACGAGGGAAAGUCUUUCCUGACUGAGGUUCCAGACUCUCCUGCUGCAGUGGCCUAUCAGAAUAUUGUCCAGAAAAUCCGAGAUUACUGUUCUUCCAAUUCUACAUCAGAUGAACCUUGUUGAUGCAGAAAUGUACAACAGAUCUUUGUCCAGCCAGCUGGCAUAUCUAUGAAUUCACACAACAAAGUAUUCAGUCACAAAACAAAGGUCAUAAUGAAUUUUGCUUUCUGCUCAUCACUCUUGGUCACUUUUAUAAACUUCUUUAAAGGGCAAAUGGAAAAUUUUGCCUUUUAAGUCUGAAUUCCUGGUUUACUUCAAACCACUUUUUUUUUUGAGGAUGGAAAAAAUAGUUUCUAAAAUUUCUAAAACAACGUAUGUAAAAAUGAAGUUGUGUUAUAAAUUAGAAAUCAAAUCAGAAGUCACAGUCCAAUCCAAGAAUGCAAAAUUUGUACAUCGUAAAUGAUAAAGGUGAAACAUAAAUAGUUAUUACUGUGAUGACAAAGGGCAUGUUUCAGCAGGCCAAGAGAAAUUAUAUUGUAUUUCAUUAUCAGACAGAUGUAGAAUGUAGGUCGCACAGUGACGUGUCCGGUCAGUGUGAUGUAAUGGCUAUGAUGUUUAAUUUUGCUAAUAAAUUUCUUAAGAUAAUUUCUAAAUCCAA
This is a messenger RNA of Labeo rohita (rohu), 1609 nucleotides long. RefSeq names its product nucleotide binding protein 1 (MinD homolog, E. coli) (gene nubp1). Bases 109 to 1074 code for a protein of 321 amino acids. The transcript is spliced from 11 exons. Gene Ontology annotation, biological process: iron-sulfur cluster assembly. NCBI's taxonomy places the organism in Eukaryota, Metazoa, Chordata, Actinopteri, Cypriniformes, Cyprinidae. The record is from RefSeq and is a predicted model, not a curated record. Gene Ontology annotation, molecular function: ATP binding; 4 iron, 4 sulfur cluster binding; ATP-dependent FeS chaperone activity. Gene Ontology annotation, cellular component: cytosol.